Molecule: messenger RNA, 990 nt
Organism: Ipomoea triloba (trilobed morning glory)
Lineage: Eukaryota; Viridiplantae; Streptophyta; Magnoliopsida; Solanales; Convolvulaceae
Product: F-box/kelch-repeat protein At3g06240-like
Exons: 1
Coding region: 1-990 (329 amino acids)
Molecular function (GO): protein binding
Source: RefSeq, a predicted model, not a curated record
AUGGAAGUAGUAGUUCACAUACCAAUUGAGAUCAUUCGCUGUAUGCUUUUGAAAUUGAAGGUAAAACCUCUCAUCCGAUGCCAAUCCGUAUGCAAAGAAUGGCGUUCCAUAAUACAAGACGACCCCGAUUUCAAGCUUUCUUACCGGGGACCAGGGCGAGUGGUGGCGGCGGCGGCAUGCGACCGCCGAUCAGCCGUUACAUACAUUACCAACACUCUCCACAUUAAAACCCUAUUCAAGGUCACUGCAAAUUCCUACUUCCUUAACACUACUACUAGGUUUCCCCCCUCAAAUCGUUGGUUUUCUAGUGUUUGGUGUUCUUGCAACGGGCUGGUGCUUUUCUCCGUGGGGAAACAUAUUCUGUUGUGGAAUCCCUCCACUCGCUGCUGCACAAAAGUGCUUGAGCUUCAACGCUUGUUCGUUUGGUGGCUUCAAGUUGUGGUCUCGGGGCUAUGCUUUGUCCCAUCCACCGGGGAUUACAAGGCCGUUGUGUGUUUCUCCUCUGAUACAACUACUGUUUUUGUUGCCAGCCUCAAGAACAAAGAUUGGCACGAAGUGUUAUUUCCUUACGACGCAGAGUCCAUUACAGACUGCGGAAUUAACUUUCACAACACACUACAUUGGAGGGUGAGUGAUUUGCAAACGGGGUGGAACAAGAUUGUUUGUUUUGACCCAGAGAGCGAUGAGUUCAAAGAGCUAUCCAUUCCUGGAGGAGGAGAAAGUAGUGUAAUUGUUGGAAUGGGAAUCAUUAAGGACCGUCUCUGUGUGGCUCUCGAACAGAAAGAAUUGAUACAAGUGCUGGUUAUGAAAGAAUAUGGAGUGGAGAAAUCAUGGGUCACUGAGUUUAACAUCUUUGCCACUAAUUUUGAAUCUGAAAAAUUCAGUUGGGGUCAUAUAAACUUAUACUCUCUCGAAUGCAAUACCAAAGUGCUUAUAUGCUGGAAGUGCUUAUAUGCAGCAGCUUGUCCAUUUGUUCAUGGGCAAUAUUAG